CACGAAUAAAAAAAUGUUUACGUCUUUGGUCUUCAAUUGGUUAUGUGUCAAAACUUAAGUAAAAUAUGCAUUAGUUUAUUUUAAAAUCUAGUUACUCAGUAGCUGAAAUAACAGUUUUUAAUUGGAAAAAUGUAGGAAAUCUUUGUGCUAGUUACUUCCCAAGGUUUGUCGCUAAAACAUUGCCAAGGCCCUUAACACUAAAUUGUUACUGUUCUCUUUUAAUAACCUAAAUUCAGAUUUAAUCUUUCACAUUUACUAUUGGCCGAAGAUAUUGUAUGUAUAAUAAUAGUGAUAUACAUAGUAAUAGUUCUUAUGAUAUUAAAAGUUGUUCUUGCAAUAUGAAUGAAGUUGAUGAUAAUAGUGUAAAUGGAAACAGACUAACAGAUGAAAAUGAUUCUGCAAAUGACCUACCACCCAAAGCUGAAUUUAUUAAAGAACUAUUUCCUGUUACCAAAGAUAAAGAAGAAAACAGUGUGUGUCUAUCUAAUCAUAGUGAAUAUGAUACUGAAAGAAAUAAAACAAGUAGUAUUAACUCUACUGGCAAGUUUCAUGAAACUGAAAUUCAUCAUGCAAUUAACCACAUACAAAAUGACAACGUUAACAAUAUGAAUAAAAUAAAUUCUGAAAUGGAAAAUAUAGAUCUAUUCAAAACAAGUGAGCAUGUUGACAUUGUAUUUACUUGUGGAGAUUCUAAGUAUAACGACAUUUCAGUUUCACCUGUAGACUUAAGAGCUGAUAAAACUUCCCAAAGCUCCAUAUCGGAUGAAAGCAUUUCAGAUAUAUCUUCGGAGAGUGUUAUUUCAGACUUUAAAGAAUCUGUACAUAUUGAACCAGAUUUUUGUAGAGAUGGAAUGAAUACUUUCCCAGAUGUUACUCUUCAAUUGGAACAAUGCAAACAAGAAAUAUCAGAACUUCAAAACGUCAUUGAAAGGUUAAAACGGGAAAAGGCUCACUUUGAGGUGGAAGCCUCUCACACAGUUUGCCACAGUCAGAUAGACCAACAGAGACGGGAGAUAGAUCUGUACAAGCAAGAACAUGAACUGGAUCUGCGAACUCAGACUACAAUGAAAUUGGAAAUCGAUACGCUUAGGAAACAGUUUGAGACAGCGAAUAAAGAAAAGGAAGCAACUGUCAUGCGGUACGCUGUCAGUGAGAUGGAGGUUAUAAACCAACGUAAAGAGCGGGAAAAUUUGGAGAAGAAGUACAAAGAAUGUUUAAAGGAAAAAGAAGGGCUGUCAUCAAAACUAAAAACUACCAUGAUUGAAAAAGCCCGAAUCAACCAACUUCUUGAUAACAAGUGUUCUGACUUGGCCAAUGCACAAAGAGAUGUUGAGAAGUUGAAAGAAGAACUAAAUGCAAGAGACAUUAAAAUCAGAUGGACCCAGAAUAAACUCAAAAUUGAAAUAGAGAACAACAAGGAGAGUGAGGCCCAGGUUGAAAAGCUGUCUGGUAAGAUAUUUGAAGCUCAAGAAGAGGUAGAGAAGGCCAAGAAAGAUGCAGAAAAUGCCAUCAAGCAGUUUCAGUCUUCUCAAGAAAAUAGAGCUUAUGUUUUGGGUAAGUCAUAAGUUUAUAUCAUAUUAUUGAUAUAAAAGUGUAAGAGAAUCAGUC
Homalodisca vitripennis (glassy-winged sharpshooter) is the source of this 1608-nucleotide messenger RNA. RefSeq names its product coiled-coil domain-containing protein 186 (gene Golgin104). Gene Ontology annotation, biological process: vesicle cytoskeletal trafficking. The coding region runs from base 276 to 1565 and encodes 429 amino acids. NCBI's taxonomy places the organism in Eukaryota, Metazoa, Arthropoda, Insecta, Hemiptera, Cicadellidae. Gene Ontology annotation, cellular component: trans-Golgi network. The transcript has 5 exons. Gene Ontology annotation, molecular function: small GTPase binding. The record is from RefSeq and is a predicted model, not a curated record.